Messenger RNA from Scleropages formosus (Asian bonytongue), 3868 nucleotides. RefSeq names its product protein phosphatase 1, regulatory subunit 3B (gene ppp1r3b). Bases 755 to 1717 code for a protein of 320 amino acids. Gene Ontology annotation, molecular function: protein phosphatase 1 binding; glycogen binding. NCBI's taxonomy places the organism in Eukaryota, Metazoa, Chordata, Actinopteri, Osteoglossiformes, Osteoglossidae. The transcript has 2 exons. Gene Ontology annotation, biological process: regulation of glycogen biosynthetic process. Gene Ontology annotation, cellular component: protein phosphatase type 1 complex. The record is from RefSeq and is a predicted model, not a curated record.
CCCCAGACCCACUAGAGAGCAGGACCUGGCCAAGCCCGCUGCUGCGCCACCGUCCCCCUUAAAUAUAUAUUCGUAUGUAACGAAUCUCGGUUUAAGCUAAUUCUGCAAAACCCUAAGUUACUGGAAAAAGCGGCAAUAUUUCCCCCACGCGAGUCAGUGGGAACGGUCUCAGGGCGCACAUGGAAGUUGAAAUUCCUCUCGCUGCGGGACUAUUUGCACUGUACGUGUUGAAAUUUGCUCAGACUUUCAAAACGGGAGCCUCCUGCUGUCAUUGACUCCUGCUGAUGCAACUACAAGAAUGGCUCUGUCAUUAUUUGUUCUCCGUCUGAUUAUGCUUACCUAACAAACUGAGCUAUUUUCAGCCGCAGUUGAUUUUAAUUUAUUUAUUUAUUAUAACCGGGCCUGAAAUAUGUAGUAAAAUAUAAAGCUUGAGUCGGUGUGUAAUUUCGGGAUGGAGGUUACAACUUCACCGAGGCGGAUGCUUUCUCUGCGCGCGGCAUCUUAUAUUGCAGUAUUAUUAUAUGGAUACAUUUUAAAUACGCAGUGGGCACUUGAGUGGAAAUGUAUCGGUUUUGGGAACGGUCUUCGUACAGAAUCUUUUGAAAUGGGGUGGUGCAUUAAAAAGGUACGCCUACGUGGUAAUCCCCAUCAAGGACUGAAACCGACAACCUUCCUCUGCAAAGUUGUUGCUUCCUUUAAAGCUCAAGGUUAAUAAUUGGCAACUUUCACAAAGUAAUGAACUGUAGGAUUUGAAAUGAAUGUAAAUGAAGACGUCAACACCACACAGGAUGCUGCAGAAAGUGGAAUGUACAGUAUCUCUCAUUGCUACAGCUUGUUCAGCUUCCUUCCUCACAAGUCGGCAAUGCCUGUGGAGUUUGCCAUGCCGAUGUACCUCGCAAGAGACAACUUCCAGUGCAGGAGGACUUCCAGACUGGUGAAGCCCCUAAGGCCAUGCCUGCAUCCAUGUUCCGAACUUCGUUUGAGCCCGCAGCCCCCGCACCAGCAGCAGACUGGUAGUAACAAGGAGAAUGGGAAGACCAAAAAGCAGGUGUCCUUUGCUGACCACAAGGGCCAGGCAUUGACCAUGGUUAAAGUCUUCUCAGAGUUUGAUGACCCUGAUAUCCCACUUAGCAUUCAGGAGCUCUUCACUUCUGUAGCUGACCUGUCCAUCAAUGAGGACAAUCUAGUCCUUGACUUUGCUCAACCGUCUGCAGACUAUCCAGAGUUCCGCAAGCGGUUGGACAACGAAUGCGUGUGCCUUGAGCACUGCGUGCUGAAGGAAAGGGUGUUGGCUGGCACUGUCAAGGUAAAGAAUCUCGCAUUCAGGAAGUGUGUUAAGGUCCGCAUCACCUUCGACACCUGGAAGAGCUACACAGAUGUGGAGUGCCAGUAUGUGCGGGACACCUACACAGGGUCUGACCGUGACACCUUCUCCUUUGAAGUAAGCCUUCCAGAGCAGGUCCCCCCACAUGAGCGCGUUGAGUUUGCCAUAUCUUACGAGAUCGAUGGCCACACCUACUGGGAUAGCAACCAGGGCAAGAACUACAGGCUGGUUCAGUCGGUGCUGAAGAAUGGCCCCCCGAGUAAGUCCACAAUGAAAGACCUCUGCAGCCUGGGUGUCCACAUUGACCGUUAUGGCAGCCCGCGAUGUGCCCACGGGAUCUUCCCUGAGUGGCCAAGUUACGCUGGUUAUGAGGAGAUUGGGCCCUACUACUGAUGCUUCCUGAGAUCAGAUGUAAAUGGAGGCAGAAACUCUGGGGUUUUUUUUUUUAUACUGUUCAUGCAAAAUGUGAAUUAUGGGGAGCAGUAAAGUCUCAAAGGUGUGCUAGGCAAGGCACUGAAGUCAUGUUAAUGUAUUUGCCUCUAUCAGCAGUGUCACACAUUGUAUUGGACCCACCAGAGCUGUGAAUCUUGGAGGGGAACAAAAAGGUGACCUUUUGUGAUCUGAAAUUCACUGUAGAACCUUUGACUUGAGAUCUGUUUGGCUUUGCAAUCUAAUGCCAAUAUUUAAUGAUGCCAGUUCACUACUAUAUCUGAAAGAUGGGUUUUUUCUUUUUUUUUUUCCCCCUCCUUUUCUUUCCUUCUCCCCCUCUAUGGCUCAGUUGCUUGGUGAAGAAGACUGACAUUGCAGGCCAAGCAUGGAAGACUAUAGAGGGUGUCAUGCUUGAUGGCUAAGAAAUAUGAAAUGUAUACAUUGUUUUUCAAAAUUUGUUCAAGAUUAUUCUUUACCAGUGUCAGAAUAGAAAAUCUGUUAGCAGAUCAUUGCAAUAAGGGAAAAGAUCACCUGUCAGACAGCUGUGUGCUCUACGUGCCCUCUUGCUGUGUGAUGUAAGAGGAUGGCGGCUCUGUGCUGAUGCAACAGGAAACUGCGCUUGACUUUUACCAGAACCUGACCACUGAUGCGUCAGUGCAAAACUACACAUCCAGGCUGAUUGGAGUGAUGUUUCCGAAAGGGGAACCAGUUCUGAGAAUAAAAUGGGUAUCUUAGUCUGUCUUGGACCGACCCUUUUGUACAGGUAUAACGCCAGGACAUCACUUUCUGUUGGUUCAUGUCAGAAUUGUGAGGAGUCUUUUUGGCCUUUGCCUUGUUUCCCCAAAUGCACGUUGUCACAGUAGGCAUUCUCUGCAAUUAAUGCUUUUUUGGCUGUUGAACCGCACCCGUCCCAAGUAUGUAGGAUGUGGGCCAAUGCACAAGAUAAACAGGUCUUUUGGUUGGCACUCAGGUUGCUCAUCUGACUUCAAGCUGGUUUCUUGCUGAUCUGUCUUCCUGUUGGUAUACUUUCUGGGUCUUUCUUCAGCAAAAGCCCAGAUCCUAUCUAUUCUUCCUGCUUAGUGGCCUGCCACCAUGCUACAGUUGAGGGUAUGAGGGUUUGGCCAUGGUGACUAUUCCACAGGACAUCAUGUUGUGGUCACCCAUCACUUGACUGACCAUAGAUGUGAGGGAGAGACUGAAGGAAUGCCUUUGGGGUACACUUGCAUUCCUCGGUAUUUGGUAGAGCCCCAAAGAACACCCACAGAAGUUGUACUCCACUCUGCCAGAUGUUCUACAGGAUUUUUUUUUUUUAAAUUCUGUAGAUUUUUAAUAUUGCUGUUUUUGUAAAUAUCAGAUGUUUCCUGAAUGUUCAGUUUUUGGGCUUAUGCAAUAGUUUUAACUACAUAAUUUAAAAUAUAAACUACAAAUAUUUAAGGAAAGACUAUAUUGUGUUGUAAUUUUGUUUAUCAACUAUGUAUUGUUCCUUGUGGAAACGUAAGAACAUGUCAGAUCCAAUUCCCUUCUGCCGAAGAACCUGAUGCUUUAUUGUUUAUAGUUUAAAAAAUAAAAAAAGACAAGGUGUGUACCAGUGGUUGGUUCUUUUUCUAGAAUUGAAACCAAAUCUUCUGCACUUUCAAUGGGCUCUGAUGCUGUUUUUAGAAAUUGAAUUUACGCUGAGUAAAUGAAUGUAAAGCAGGCCUCAGAAGAUCAGCUGAGAAUGGGUUCACUCUUUGGUUGGACUGACAGUGAAGUUCAGUGACUGGUUUUGGUUAAUGGAUCGGAGACAGAUGUUUCUGGAUGAUUUAACCAUAGAAUGGCACUUAAAUGUCCCGUUUCUUUUAUGAACUGGUUUGAAUAUUUUAGGUGGUCAUCCCCAGUUCUUAAAGAGCAGUCACUGUAUUUAAGUGUUUUGUGCAUUUUGUUCCGGAUCUGUAAAGGAUGACCGAACUGCCUUCUAAAAUGUUAUUGGCAACAAGGACAAAUCUGAUAAUGACCCCCCCCCCAAAAAUAAUUGUGGAUUGUCAGUGUGCUUUUUAAAGUAUUAAGUAUACCAUUGAAUGGGGGAGGGGGGCUUUUAAUGCAAACUUUGACUUGCACAAUAAAGAUACCCUUAAU